Callorhinchus milii (elephant shark) is the source of this 4908-nucleotide messenger RNA. RefSeq names its product SET binding protein 1 (gene setbp1). The transcript is spliced from 5 exons. Bases 13 to 4815 code for a protein of 1600 amino acids. Gene Ontology annotation, molecular function: DNA binding. NCBI's taxonomy places the organism in Eukaryota, Metazoa, Chordata, Chondrichthyes, Chimaeriformes, Callorhinchidae. The record is from RefSeq and is a predicted model, not a curated record.
UGCAGAUUGGGGAUGGAGCAGAGGGAAGCGGUGAUGGGCUGUAGGCAGAAGCCGGUCGAUGGGGACUUCAGGUCGGGAGGAGGAGGAGGAGGAGGAGGUGGUGGAGGUGGAGGAGGAGGAGGAGGUGUUGGAGGAGGUGGAGGGAAUGCCAAGGCGGCCGUCUCUCCCGCGGCUCCGAUGGAGAGGUCUGGGAGUCGGAUGGGGUCGGGCGAGCGGCCGGACCAGGAGGAGGAGGAGGAGGAGGAGGAGGAGAGCGCCGGCGGGAGCAGCGGCCACGACUCCAACUCCAACACCGACAGCGACAAAUCAGUGCAGGGGGACGGGCCCGAGGAGCACGAGUUCUCCAUCAAGGAGGCGAACUUCGCGGACGGCAGCCUGAAGCUCAAGAUCCAGACCACCAAACGGCCCAAGAAGCCGCCCAAAAACCUGGAGAACUACAUCUGCCCUCCGGAGAUCAAGAUCACCAUCCGGCAGCCCGGGGACCACAGGACCCCCAGAGCCGGGAGGGGCAACAGGGGGGCGAAGGAGGAGGAGAAGAGGAAGAAGGGUCAGGCACGAUCUCACAAGCAACCCGAAGUACGUUUCAGUGAGCUUCCCUCGAGGUUGCAGCAUGACUUCAGCGCUGACAGUGUGAAACCAAAGUACCAAGAUCGGGUUAAUCAGAUCCAGCUUGAAUGGUCUGCGACUGCUGGAGUCUCCCCUGCCAUUCAGAGUAAUGCAACAGAUGUCGAUGCCCGUAGAGAGAUCACGAGCAGCGCAAAGUCAGUUUCGGAUCAGUUCUGUGACUUUGCAAAGUCCCAGCUGAGCAGGCCUGUCCCUGCCGGCUGUACUUGGAAUCCUUUUACCAGCAGUCACGGGGGUCUCUCCAUCACUGGUAGCGGCCGACUAGGCAACUUACUGCCUCAGUCCAUCGGUCGGCCCGAGGGCAAGACAAUGCAGACUCCACCAAUGGACCAAGAGAAAGGAUACUCGGAGUGCAAAGAGCAUUCCCCGCACGGAAAUGGGGCCGGGAAACCCGGUAGGAAAGACACCAACAAAUGCUCUAAAAACCAGGCGACGGAGAGCAUGGACGCAGAGUGGGACAAAAGUAGUCAAAAGGUACAGGAGCUGGAAUGCCACGGGAGCGGAAAGAGUAAAAAAGAUACCCUUGCGAGUCAUGUCACAAAUGCAGAGGCGCUGGCCAGAUCCUCCCCGUCCAGGGUCAGCGCGGUGGGCAGUCAAGACAAGGAUUCCAGCACCGUAUUGAUCAGAAUGCCAGUAAAGCCACAGACUGCCUUGUCAACAGGCACCAGAACACGAAAGGGACGGCUGUCUAAAGCAAUUUUGGAUAAAAGCCUGCAAUCAGAACCAAUGAGUGCUGAAUCAGCUGUAAAAAAGGCUGAUAAUAGCAACUUCCCCAGCGCUGGAGACGGUGUAAGUAACAGCAGGAGCCAGGCCAGCGGCAAGGUCACAAAGCAAAGUAGAAACGUGCAGAAGGUUCUCAGUCAAGUCAAUCCAGAGGCAGGCAGAGCUCAGGACUCAGCUGCCGUGUCAGAGGCCAGAAGCAGGGUUCGGAAACCCACCGCACUGCUGACCUCUCCUUUGUUUAUAGAUCCCACCAAGAGCCGGAGGGGAUGUGAGGAAAUGAAGCAUCCAAAACGAGCAGCAAAAAAGGGCACGAUUUCUGCCAAGUGUAAAACCAUCAGCCUCCUGGAGGAGAGGAGCAUGAUGCAGGCAGUGAACAUGGUGAUGGAGCCUCCCUCGGCCUUUCCUAUAACCCCCGCUAGCCCUCUGUAUUCCAACACAGAUAGCCUGACGGUUAUCACUCCUGUGAAGAAGAAACGGGGAAGACCAAAGAAGCAGCCACUCCUGACUGUGGAGACCAUUCACGAGGGAGCUGCCACCAGCCCGGUCAGCCCCAUGUGUCGAGAAUCUCCCAGUACCAACAAGAAAAAGAAGAAACGGCAAAGUCCUCUUCAGCUGGGGCAGAUGGACUCCGUCACCUCAGAACCCAGCGAGGUGACCUUUUCCAAGAAGGAGGGAAAGAUAGGCGUGCUGGACAAGAAGACCAUCAAAACCAUCAAUAAAAUGAAGAGCAUGACACGGAAGAACAUCCUGAACCAGAUCCUGUCCUACUCCAACAACCCGGUGCUGAAGAAGAAAGUCCAGACCUCCAGUGCCGUGUCAGCAAUCUCGUCCGCCCUCGAGACCAAGCUCGGGAAGCAGAUCAACGUGAGCAAGAGGGGGACUAUUUAUAUUGGCAAGAAGAGAGGACGCAAGCCCAAAUGCAUGGGCCAGCUACAGCAAGAGGGAAGCAAGGGAGCCGAGAAGUACUCCAAGCCAAUAUCUGCCCAUUCGGAAAACCCAACCGUGCCUUUCGGCUCACCGCUGGCCGCAGCAAUGACACCAGGCAGUGCUCAACUGUCGCCCUCCCAGGUCAUGGGGUCAGGUGGAAACCUGAGCCCCAUCAGCAGUGAGACCAACCUAUCCGAGUCAAAGGCAAUGCCAAACCUUCAGCCCAUCAGUGCACUUCCUACCAAACCCCCCAAAAGCCUGCACACCAGCACCUGGAAGCUGUCACCACCCAGGCUCCUGGCCAACUCCCCAUCUCACUUGUCCGAGGUGGCGUCGUUAAAGGAGGUCACCCUCUCGCCCGUCAGUGAGUCCCACAGCGAAGAGACCAUCCCCAGCGACAGCGGAAUCGGAACAGAUAACAACAGCACUUCCGACCAGGCGGAAAAGGGGUCCGAAUCCCGCCGGAAAUACUCCUUCGACUUCUGCGCACUCGACGCCAGCGAAGGUGCGGCGACGGACGGCGGAGUGAAGGGAAAGCACCGGCAGAAACAUCUGGUCGUGGACGAGUUCCGUAUACAUGAGAACAUGAAGAAGCAGAAGCACAGGCGAAAGAAAAAAAGCCUGCAGAUGCAGAGCAGAGAUGACCUUCAGUUCAUAGCGGACCUGGAAGAGCUAAUCGCGAAGUUUCAGAUAUUUCGCAUCUCGCACCGGAGCUACUCGUUUUAUCCUGACAACCCGUAUCCCAGUAUUUUCCGGGUCAACUUUGACCACUACUAUCCCGUGCCAUACAUUCACUAUGACCCAUUACACUACCUUCGCCGCACGGCUGAUCUCAAGUCUAAGAAGAGGCGUGGUAGACCUCCUAAAGCCCAAGAGACUAUGACAAAGGUGCCUUUCUUACAGGGCUUUGGGUACCCACUCCCCAGCGGGAGUUACUAUGCACCCUAUGGCAUGCCUUAUACAUCAGUGCCUAUUACAGGCAUGAUGAACCUUGGGUAUUAUGGGCAAUAUUCAGCUCCCUUUUACCUAUCACACACACUUGGGUCGUCUUCCCCCUUCAUGAGGCCUACAAUGCCCCCGCCCCAGUACCAUGCCAGCUCCCACCUAAAAAUGCCAACCACUGCCAAGCACAAGGCAAAACACGCCAUGCACUUGCAGCCUUCAAUUGGAGUGGAUUUAAAUACCAUGCAGCCUUCGUUGACAUCGCAAAGAGGUGGUGGCACUGGAAUAUCCAGCAGCCGAAUUCACAAGCGAAAACAUAAGCACAAGCACAAACACCGGGACGAACGGCUCAUUGGCUCGAGGGAUGAUCUAGGGGAGCUGUUUGGGUGCAAGUCCAAUUUUGCUAAAGCUUUAGUACAUCAGAAACUCGACAGUUGUGACAAAGACCUUUCCCUGGUGGCCGACAAAGGUAAACACAAGGAGAAGCUGAGACACCAGCACAUCGAACCAAUGCACAGUGGACAAAAGGCCGCAAAGAACAUCUUUGACGUAGACAUGUCGUCGAAAUUAACCUUCUCUGAUUUCCCACAAUGGACAAGGGCCAUGGAAAGAAGUGAUUCCAUCAGUGAGUCAAUCGAUGCCUGUGUAAGAAAGUACACGAGUCCCGAUGCCCGGACUAGACGGGAGGCUUCAGUGGACCUGUAUGGGGACCUGCACACUGUGAGCAGCUCAGCUGAGAAGAGGGAAAGUGAAUUAAGUGGGGGCAGAAAGAGGCACUUUGAGGGAUUUGGAACGUAUCGAGAGAAGAACGGACCUGUGCUGAGGACAAAUAGGAAGGACUGGGGGCAGAUCCCCACAGCACCAGGUUUACUUAGCUCACACACCAAGCUGGACCAAACGGCAUCGCACAAUAAAAGUGAUAGUGGCCUUUCUAUUGUAACCAGAAAGAAGGCAAUUUCUACCGAAAGUGUUACAGUCUCAACUCUGCUACCGUCUCCCCUGCUCUCAUCAUCUCCAUCCUGUGACUCAGUGCAAAGCCUCAGUUCUUCGCCAAGGAGGAAACUGAAGAGGAGAGAAAUCGAAACGAUUCAGUGUGAAGUCAGGAAGAUGUGCAAUUACAACAAGAUUCUCGCAACGAAAAAGAACUUGGACCAUGUCAACAAGAUCCUUAAAGCCAAACGGCUGCAGAGACAGUCAAAGACUGGCAACAACAUCGUGAAAAAGAGGAGAGGCCGACCAAGGAAGAACCCCGAGCCCUCGGAUGAUGACUUCACAGACCAGAUGCCGGUGCUGGAGAAGUGUGUGGACCUCCCCAGCAAACGUGGUCCGAAGCACAGCCAGAUCCCAGAGGUUCUGGUGUCGACCAGUCAGGACACGAUCAUGGACACAAUCGAGGCCGUCAUUGGCAUGGUCAGGCAGCACGAGCUGAAGCCAGAGAGAAGCCAGAAGCGAAAGCAGGAGGAGGAAGUUGGGCAAAAAGUGAAAAGACAUAGGAAGUCCAAAGAGAACGAAAAAGUGGCAAUCACCAUGAAUACAAAAAGGUACAGCAGUUCAAAUGCUUCUGCCACCAGCUACCAGUCCGUAGCCUCCAAUCACUGAUACCUUCCUUCCUGCACUUUAACCUUUUACUUCUUGGUGAAUGAGAAGGGAAUGACUGAGACUCGGAUGUUGGAUAGUUUCUAGAAGAUCACA